This is a messenger RNA of Myxozyma melibiosi, 1932 nucleotides long. Its product is annotated as S-adenosylmethionine decarboxylase. Gene Ontology annotation, cellular component: cytosol. Lineage: Eukaryota; Fungi; Ascomycota; Lipomycetes; Lipomycetales; Lipomycetaceae. The transcript has 3 exons. The record is from RefSeq and is a predicted model, not a curated record. Gene Ontology annotation, molecular function: adenosylmethionine decarboxylase activity. The coding region runs from base 404 to 1654 and encodes 416 amino acids. Gene Ontology annotation, biological process: spermidine biosynthetic process; spermine biosynthetic process.
GUGGCUCAAUGUGGCUGGGGCGGUGGCUGAUUCCACGCGGUUCUCGGAAAAUUUGAAAACCGCCUCGAGGAACAUCGACGCUGCUCUUCUCACACGACACCCGCCCUUCGCCGCAACUGCUGCCUGCACCUUCACCACUUCCUCUGCAGUAUUCUGUAUGGAUAAGGAGCUUCUGCGUCGAUUUCCCUGCCCGCCAAAACCCAGAUAACAUCCAGAUUCCCUCUUCCUGCUCUCUGCUCCGCUCUCUGCUCCUCCUCCUCCGACCCUCCUGAUCUCCGCACCUCUGCGGUUGCCCGAUUCCCUGCAGCGUCGUCCACCACCUCACGACCUCUCUCUGGAAGACCGGUAACCACUCCGCUGCCUGCCCGCCCGCCCGCCUGCCUCAACUGCUCGCUCGCCCGCCAUGGUCUCGCCCAUCGCCAUCCACUCCUCCGACCAGGACCACAACCCGGCUCACCAGAUCGACAACUCCUACUCGGUCAACCACGAGGCCUCCGUCACUCUCGACUCCACCAACGCCUUCGAGGGGCCCGAAAAACUCCUCGAAGUCUGGUUCGCGCCCGACUCCUUCCGUCUUCCCGCCUCCAUGGUCCGCACCGGCCUCAAAUCAGUCGACCGCAGCCUCUGGGAAGACAUGCUCGAUCUCGUGCACUGCAAAGUGCUCUCCGUCAUCGGCACCGAAGAGGUCGACGCCUACCUACUCUCCGAGUCCGCCAUGUUUGUCUUCCCCCACAAACUCAUCCUCAAGACCUGCGGAACCACAACCUUGCUCAACGGCCUGCCCCGUCUUCUCGAGAUCGCCCGCGACGAGGCCGGAUACCCGCAGGGCCUCGAGCCUUGGCAUGUCUUUUACUCCCGCAAAAACUUCAUGUUCCCGGAUCGCCAGCUGCACCCUCAUCGCUCAUGGAAGGAGGAGGUCAAGAUCCUCGACGCCCACUUCAGCAACGGAUCCGCAUACAUGGUCGGCCGUAUGAACUCUGAUCACCACUGGUACCUCUACUCUGCGAAGCGCGAUGCUUCUCCGUCCGAUAUCAAGAUCGGGUCGUCCUUCGCUCCCGUGCCGCCCGCCGACGGACGAUUCGAGGACGAGACGCUCGAGAUCCUCAUGACCGGCCUCGACGAGAAGAAGGCCGCGCAGUUCUACAACGACCGUCUCGUGCCCGACACCGCCUCGGACUCUGGCUCGUCCAGCGUGGCCUCGGACGACCUCGAUCCCGGCCACGUCGCGGGCUCAGAAGUCACCGCAAAGUGCGGCCUCGGAAAACUCUACCCGUCUUCCCGCAUCGACUCGUUCUCGUUCUCGCCCUGCGGAUACUCGGCCAACGGCCUCACCGACAAAACCCACAACUACUUCACCGUCCACGUCACGCCCGAAUCAGGCUUCUCGUACGCCUCGUUCGAGUCCAACGUGCCCUCGUCGGUGUCCAAGAUGAACCCCUUGGACGUGGUCAACUACGUCAUCAACAUCUUUGGUCCCUCGCACUUCAGCGUGACCAUGUUCGAGACGCGUGGUACCAAGCACAGUUUUGCAGAGGCGAGCAUCAAGGGCGUGAAGCCGUCCGAGAUCCCGGGCUACACGCGGUCUGAUAGAAUAGUGUACGAGCUUGACGAGUACGAUUUGGUGUUUUUGGCGUUUGAGAAGAAUGCGCGUUGAGCUUGCUACUGUACCUCUGCUACUAUUAUUUGCUUUACAUCCUGUAUUCCAGUUUUCAAUAUCCUCCACACAAUAUAAGGGAGGUUGAAUUGUGCUUUUCCUUGCUUUGAUUUUAUCGGGAUUGUUUUUUGCUUCAUGCAUAUGGUUUUAUAAAAGAAUUGCCGUGUUUCUCUGUAAUGUACGCUCUCACUACACGACCAGGGCUGAGACGCAAAAAGGCGAUUAAUUGUGAAGAGUAGAUAAUAAUCGAAUACACAAAAGAAAUCUAUAUUCUACUA